This is a messenger RNA of Histoplasma capsulatum G186AR, 2059 nucleotides long. RefSeq names its product isocitrate lyase. The transcript has 5 exons. Gene Ontology annotation, biological process: carboxylic acid metabolic process. The record is from RefSeq and is a predicted model, not a curated record. Lineage: Eukaryota; Fungi; Ascomycota; Eurotiomycetes; Onygenales; Ajellomycetaceae. The coding region runs from base 89 to 1702 and encodes 537 amino acids. Gene Ontology annotation, molecular function: isocitrate lyase activity.
UUUUGUUUUUAUUUUUAUAUGUUUUUAAUGCAUACAAUAUUUGCUGGUUUUUGGAUCCUAAAUCUGGUUCAUAAGAUUAACACCCAUCAUGGCUUCAAUUGAGCAGGAAGAGCAGCAAUACCUGGCUGAUGUCCAGGCCGUCAAAACAUGGUGGCGGGAUUCGAGAUGGCGUUACACCACAAGGCCGUUCACUGCCGAACAAAUUGUGGCUAAGAGGGGGAAUUUGAAGAUUGAAUAUCCGUCAAAUGUUCAGAGUAAAAAGCUAUGGAAACUCCUGGAGGAACACUUCGCGAACAAAACAGCCAGUUUCACCUACGGUUGUUUGGAACCUACAAUGCUUACCCAGAUGGUGAAAUACCUCGACACUGUCUACGUCUCCGGCUGGCAGAGUUCUUCCACCGCGUCGUCGACCGAUGAACCUUCCCCCGAUCUUGCGGAUUACCCAAUGAACACUGUACCCAACAAGGUUAAUCAACUAUGGAUGGCUCAGCUUUUCCAUGACCGCAAACAGCGCGAGGAAAGAUUAAGGGCACCCAAGUCCCAACGCGCCUCCCUUCCUCACAUUGACUAUCUGAGACCCAUCAUUGCGGAUGCUGAUACCGGCCAUGGAGGCUUAACCGCUAUCAUGAAGCUGACCAAGCUUUUCAUCGAACGCGGAGCUGCGGGUAUCCAUAUCGAGGAUCAAGCUCCUGGGACCAAAAAGUGUGGCCACAUGGCGGGCAAGGUCUUAGUUCCCAUUAGCGAGCAUAUCAACAGACUUGUGGCCAUCCGAGCCCAGGCAGACAUUAUGGGAACCGAUCUCCUGGCUGUUGCUAGAACGGAUUCAGAAGCCGCAACCCUCAUCACAUCCACUAUCGACCCCCGGGAUCACGCCUUCGUUGUCGGUUCCACAAAUCCAAAUAUCAAGCCACUCAACGACCUGAUGAUCGCUGCCGAACAAGCCGGCAAGUCCGGGGCCCAGCUUCAGGAAAUUGAGGACAAAUGGAACGCCGAGGCCGGCCUCAAGCUUUUCUCGGAGGCCGUGAUCGACCACAUAAAAGCCGGCUCUGCCUCCAACAAGCAGGCCCUAAUCGACAAAUUCUUGCGUGAUGCACGGGGCAAGAGCAAUGCGGAGGCUCGCGCUAUCGCCAAGGCGCUUACUGGCUCAGAAAUCUACUUCAACUGGGAUUCGGCCAGAACCCGGGAGGGUUACUACCGCUACCGUGGCGGCACCCAGUGCGCUGUCAACCGUGCUGUGGCCUUUGCGCCUUUCGCUGAUCUGAUUUGGAUGGAGAGCAAGCUUCCCGACUACGCCCAGGCCAAGGAGUUUGCCGACGGAGUCCACGCCGUCUGGCCCGAGCAGAAACUCGCCUACAACCUUUCACCCUCUUUCAACUGGAAGGCCGCUAUGCCACGCGACGAGCAGGAAACCUACAUCCGCCGCCUCGGACAGCUUGGGUACUGCUGGCAAUUCAUUACACUUGCCGGUCUCCAUACCACCGCCCUGAUCUCCGACCAAUUCGCCAGAGCGUAUGCCCAGAAUGGUAUGCGCGCAUACGGCGAGCUUGUCCAGGAGCCGGAGAUGGAGCUUGGCGUCGACGUUGUUACUCACCAGAAAUGGAGUGGUGCCAACUAUGUCGACGAGCUACUGAAGAUGGUCACCGGUGGUAUCAGCAGCACAAGCGCCAUGGGCAAAGGUGUGACGGAAGAUCAAUUCAAAUAGAUUCAAGCCAUAAUUGCCCGUAGCCUAAUCCAGGGGCAUUUUUCUCUUUUCUCUUGUUAACUAUAUUGACUAGUAUAUCCUUAUCCUUGUCUCUGAUUUGAAGUGUAUAAAUAAGAAUUUUUCUGAGGGGUUUCAUGCAUUAUUUUCUGUUUUCCCCGUUGGAGAAAGAGGGGGCAUGAUUGAGAAUUUUCAAAAGCUAAAGGAUGAAUGUAUAUCGAUCAAAUGGGGUUUAGUAUUUGCUCUAGCUAUCAUAUAUUUUGUUUUAACGAAGCUGUUAAUUAACUACUCGAUCUGGUUAGUUAAGAUAGUUGUGCCUUUUUGGGUUUGGCGCCCCAAUGUGAUAAAACACCCCCCUUC